GAGAAAAAAGAGCAAAAGGAAGAGCAAAGAAAAGUGAAAGAAAGAAGAAGAAGCAAAAGGAGAAGCGAAAGAAAGAGCGAAAGAGCAAAAGGAAGACCAAAAAAGAGCAAAAAAAGAGGAAAAGAGCAAAAAAAAAGAGCAAAAGGAAGAGUGAAAAAAGAGCAAAAGAAAGAGCAAAAGGAAGAGAAGAGGAAAGGAAAAGCGAAAGAGCAAAAGAGCAAAGGAAGAGCAAAAAAAGAGCAAAGGGGCAAAAGGAAGAGUGAAAGAAAGAGCAAAAGGAAGAGCAAAAGGAAAACCUUCGCAAGAGAGACUGCCCUCGCAAGAGAGAUUGUCCUCACAGAGACCCACAGAAAGAGUAAGAGCGAGAAGGAGCGAGAGAUGGAAAGAGAUAUGGCCCGUUUCCACUGA
Messenger RNA from Danio aesculapii, 408 nucleotides. RefSeq lists its product as uncharacterized. The annotation marks the transcript as partial. The record is from RefSeq and is a predicted model, not a curated record. Gene Ontology annotation, molecular function: DNA binding. NCBI's taxonomy places the organism in Eukaryota, Metazoa, Chordata, Actinopteri, Cypriniformes, Danionidae. The transcript has 6 exons.